AUGCACGCUUCCACCGUUUUUACGUUAAGUGAUUAUCGCCCUUAUUGCCGCGGCGUAGAGGCGAUCGGCGUAAAAGCGUCUACGACAGCUAAUGCUGAGCCCACCCCACCUCCCUACUUAAGGGUCGCAAGGCUCUCUCUUGACUGGCGCUGUGCUAUACUUCUCACAUGGCUGGCUGGCUACAAAGUCACCCACGUGUCGCUUCCAACCUCCAACAGGGUAAAUGCACGUGGGUAUCUGGUAACGAGAGACCGCGCGGGAUUCAGGCCGCUGAAUAUCGGUAUUAAUUGCGUAGCCCGAGGCGUGUACUCGGUAUAUAGGCUCGAAUUUCCGGGCACAUACCUAGCGUAUACGUGGGCAGCGUCUCGCGUGCCACCCCCACCCCAUCUUCCCCGUGGGGGGAAGGCCCCCCGUCUAAUUGACGCCGCGCCGGACGCGACCGGCGCCCGCGGGGUUGUGCUCGCCUUCCGGACUGCUCCGAUUUACAACAGCGCCCGAUAA
Molecule: messenger RNA, 501 nt
Organism: Leptosia nina
Lineage: Eukaryota; Metazoa; Arthropoda; Insecta; Lepidoptera; Pieridae
Source: the annotation of a GenBank genome assembly